Molecule: messenger RNA, 813 nt
Organism: Fonsecaea erecta
Lineage: Eukaryota; Fungi; Ascomycota; Eurotiomycetes; Chaetothyriales; Herpotrichiellaceae
Exons: 5
Coding region: 1-813 (270 amino acids)
Molecular function (GO): oxidoreductase activity, acting on the CH-OH group of donors, NAD or NADP as acceptor
Source: RefSeq, a predicted model, not a curated record
AUGCCCAAUAUCCUCAGCAUCCCCGGACGCAUCGCCAUCGUGACGGGCUCCUCGUCCGGAAACGGCAGGGCCAUAGCGCUGGCGCUGGCCUCAGAAGGCGCCUCCAUCGUCUGCAGCGACCUGACCACCGAAAUUCGAGCCGGGGGCUUCGAGAAAGACUUGACGCCGACCCACGACCUGAUCAUCCAAACCCACGGGCAAGGCAGGGCUAUCUUUCACCGGGCAGACGCCAGUUCGGAAGACGAUGUCAGACUCCUGGUCGAUGUCGCCGUCAAGACGUACGGCAGGCUCGAUAUCAUGGUCAACAACGCUGGCAUUUUUACAGGCCUGUUUAAUAUUGUCGAUGAACCCGUCAGCAAUUACGACAAGACAAUGGCCGUGAACGCCAGAGGGGUGUACCUCGGGAUGAAGUUUGCCAUUACCCAGAUGAUGAAGCAAGACCCUCUACCGUCAGGAGAGCGUGGAUGGAUCAUCAAUAUCGCCUCGAUCGGGGGCCAAGUCGGUCUCGCCUUGGAACCCGCGUACUGUGCCAGCAAAGGAGCAGUCGUCAACCUCACGCGUCAAGUGGCGGUGGACUAUGCGCCGCACAAAAUCCAUGUGAAUGCGGUCUGCCCCGGCUACCUGGCCACAGCGAUGGUCAGGCCCUUCUUGGAGGAUAAGGAAACGCAUGAAAGGCUCCACCAACAAAGCCCCUGGCCUCAUCUCGGAACCCCGGAAGAUGUUGCAAAGGCCGUCCUCGUGCUGGCUGGGGACGCUGCGAGUUGGAUGACGGGCAGUUUUCUGAACGUCGACGGGGGGUUCAUUGCAGGCUGA